This is a messenger RNA of Mustela erminea (ermine), 684 nucleotides long. Its product is annotated as pyridoxal phosphate phosphatase PHOSPHO2-like. The record is from RefSeq and is a predicted model, not a curated record. The transcript has a single exon. Gene Ontology annotation, molecular function: phosphatase activity. NCBI's taxonomy places the organism in Eukaryota, Metazoa, Chordata, Mammalia, Carnivora, Mustelidae.
UGGCUGGUGUUUAAAACUGAAGGUUGUCAUGACUGUUUAACUUAAACCCUAUUCUGAAGUAAAAAUAAUUGUCUUGGAAAUACUAAGUUGAGGUAACCCACAUUUGCUUUUGGAACCAUGAAAAUUUUGCUUGUUUUUGACUUUGACAAUACAAUCAUAGAUGAUAAUAGUGACACCUGGAUUGUAUAGUGUGCUCCAGAGAAAAAGCUUCCUAUUGAACUACAAGAUUCUUAUGAAAAAGGAUUUUGGACAGAAUUUAUGGGCAGAGUCUUUAAGUAUUUGGGAGAUGAAGGUGUAAGAGAAGAUGAAAUGAAAAGAGCAGUGACAUCAAUGCCUUUCACUCUAGGGAUGGUGGAGCUUUUGAACUUUAUAAGAAAGAACAAGGAUAAAUUUGACUGCAUCAUUAUUUCAGAUUCAAAUUCAGUCUUCAUAGAUUGGGUUUUAGAAGCUACCAGUUUUCAUGAUGUGUUUGAUAAAGUGUUUACAAAUCCAGCAGCUUUUGAUAGUGAUGGUCAUCUCACUGUGGAAAGUUACCAUGCCCAUUCUUGCAACAGGUGCCCCAAAAAUCUUUGCAAAAAUGUAGUUUUGGUAGAGUUUGUAGAUAAACAGCUACAACAGGGAGUGAAUUAUACACAAAUUGUUUAUAUAGGUGAUGGUGGAAACGAUGUCUGUCCUGAAUGGUAA